AUGGCUUUCAGUGGCAAAUUUGAGUUUGAGAGUGAGAAGAACUAUGACGAGUUCAUGAAGUGCCUGGGUGUUUCAGACGACGUGACUACAAAGGCACGGAACCUAAAGAUCAUCACAGAGAUCCAGCAGAAUGGACAGGACUUCACCUGGUCCCAAUCUUACUCUGGGACCAACAUCAUGACCAACAAGUUCACCAUUGGCAAAGAAAGUGAAAUUCAGACCUUGGGAGGCAAGAAGUUCAAGGCUACUCUGAAGCUGGAGAACGGGAAGGUGGUGGCCGACUUCCCCAACUUUUACCAGACCUCGGAGAUCGUGGGUGACAAGCUGGUGGAGAUCUUCACCAGUGGCGGUGUGACCUAUGAGCGAAUAAGCAAGAGGCUGGCUUGA
Microtus ochrogaster (prairie vole) is the source of this 387-nucleotide messenger RNA. It is a transcript of the gene Fabp6, whose product is annotated as fatty acid binding protein 6. Gene Ontology annotation, molecular function: lipid binding. Lineage: Eukaryota; Metazoa; Chordata; Mammalia; Rodentia; Cricetidae. The record is from RefSeq and is a predicted model, not a curated record.